This is a messenger RNA of Coregonus clupeaformis (lake whitefish), 2591 nucleotides long. It is a transcript of the gene ccdc33, whose product is annotated as coiled-coil domain containing 33. NCBI's taxonomy places the organism in Eukaryota, Metazoa, Chordata, Actinopteri, Salmoniformes, Salmonidae. The transcript is spliced from 11 exons. Gene Ontology annotation, cellular component: peroxisome. The coding region runs from base 1345 to 2466 and encodes 373 amino acids. The record is from RefSeq and is a predicted model, not a curated record.
GUGAUGUGCUAGGUUCUAUCAGUGAUGUGCUAGGUUCUAUCAGUGAUGUGCUAGGUUCUAUCAGUGAUGUGCUAGGUUCUAUCAGUGAUGUGCUAGGUUCUAUCAGUGAUGUGCUAGGUUCUAUCAGUGAUGUGCUAGGUUCUAUCAGUGAUGUGCUAGGUUCUAUCAGUGAUGUGCUAGGUUCUAUCAGUGAUGUGCUAGGUUCUAUCAGUGAUGUGCUAGGUUCUAUCAUUGAUGCUAGGUUCUAUCAGUGAUGUGCUAGGUUCUAUCAGUGAUGCUAGGUUCUAUCAGUGAUGUGCUAGGUUCUAUCAGUGAUGUGCUAGGUUCUAUCAGUUAUGUGCUAGGUUCUAUAAGUGAUGUGCUAGGUUCUAUCAGUGAUGUGCUAGGUUCUAUCAGUGAUGUGCUAGGUUCUAUCAGUGAUGUGCUAGGUUCUAUCAUUGAUGCUAGGUUCUAUCAGUGAUGUGCUAGGUUCUAUCAGUGAUGUGCUAGGUUCUAUCAGUGAUGCUAGGUUCUAUCAGUGAUGCUAGGUUCUAUCAGUGAUGUGCUAGGUUCUAUAAGUGAUGUGCUAGGUUCUAUCAGUGAUGUGCUAGGUUCUAUCAGUGAUGUGCUAGGUUCUAUCAGUGAUGCUAGGUUCUAUCAGUGAUGUGCUAGGUUCUAUCAGUGAUGUGCUAGGUUCUGUCAGUGAUGCUAGGUGCUAUCAGUGAUGUGCUAGGUUCUAUCAGUGAUGUGCUAGGUUCUAUCAGUGAUGUGCUAGGUUCUAUCAGUGAUGCUAGGUUCUAUCAGUGAUGCUAGGUUCUAUAAGUGAUGUGCUAGGUUCUAUCAGUGAUGUGCUAUGUUCUAUAAGUGAUGUGCUAGGUUCUAUCAGUGAUGCUAGGUUCUAUAAGUGAUGUGCUAGGUUCUAUCAGUGAUGUGCUAUGUUCUAUAAGUGAUGUGCUAGGUUCUAUAAGUGAUGUGCUAGGUUCUAUCAGUGAUGUGCUAUGUUCUAUAAGUGAUGUGCUAGGUUCUAUCAGUGAUGUGAAGGUUCUAUCAGUGAUGCUGUAUCCCUGGUCCAGUGAAGAACAAGGUAGGAGGGCUCUAUGUCUGUUAUGAAGGUUUACUGACAGCUUCAGGUCAACACCAGGGUAGUAUUUGUUUAUGAAGGAUGGGCAGUAGCUAGGUAGUAGCCAUAGUAAUGCUCACCUCAUAUCUCCACUGUGAGUUUAUGUAAGCCUGGUAACCACUAGCACUUGUACGUACACAGUGAAUUAGAGGGCACGUUGCAUUGCAUUCUUGAACAAGAGCUGGUUAGCACACCAGCGUGGCUUGGAUUUACCAUAGUGAUGUAACAUCAUCUAUACUGAUGAGAUGAAGAGGUGUCACUGGCCUUGCUGCAGCACUAAGGAUGGUCAGAGUCUGCCGUCAUACGAUGCCCUGGCCCAGAUCCUCCCAGACAACACAACGACAGCUGGGAAAACAGAGGCUCCACAGAGCAACAACCAUAUCAACCAGACCUAUCAGAAACAUACUCCACACAAAAGAGCUCCUCUCCCCGACUUUGAGGAUGACCUUCAAAACAAAGAUGUGGAGAACUACCGGACAGCGAUGCGUGAGAUGGCGGAGGACAUCAUAGCCCUGAGGACCCAGGUGGUAACCUUGGAGACGGACAACAGCCAGCUCCGUAGUGACCUCACGCUGCACCAGGACCUAGGACGCCACCUACUGGACAACACUGAUAUAGACCUCAUGACCAAGGCAGAGAUCGCUGACAGGAUAGCCUCUCUGAAGUUUAAGCUGGCCAGUGAGAGCAGCAAGGCUUCAGCUCAGCGAGACAAGAUACAACAACUACAGAAUGAUCUGAUCAGGAAGAAUGACAGUGAGAAGGAGUUUCUGCGUCUCCAGAGAGCCCACCAGCAGCAACAGACCGUCCUCCAGAGAUACCGCAGGACUGUCUCCAAGACUGCAGGCCUGGAGGCCACCAUUAAACAGCAGGAGAAGAUCAUUGAGAAGAUGGAGAAGGUUCUGGACAACAAACUGACAGAGAAGAGCAAGGAGAAUGCAGAGAGGAAGUUGAUGAUGAAGAUGGAUCCAACAGCAGGUGAGGAGGACAACAGGAAGGUGGAGAUACAGUCAGCAGCAGAGAACUGGAGGCUCAGAGGAGAACUGGACAAGAUACGUUCCCAACCUCCACAAGCUGCCAUCAUUAUACAACAGCCUGCACAGCAGGUCUUCCCAGACAGAGAGAGGCUGACUCUGCUCAUUAAGCUGGAGAAGGCAGAGACCAGAGUACUCACACUGGAGAAACAGUUGGAAGAGAACUGUAAGCGAUGGGGCAGACAGAAACAAGACAUGUUGACCAGACUCAGUGAACACAACUACGGUUUUGAACGCACCUCGACCACCAUCGCCCAUGAUCUACCCCUGAAGAGUGUGUCAGACUCUGUGCUGGAGCGUACCCGACGAAGACAGCUGAAGCCAGUGAAGAAGUGACCCUACCUCCCAUACCUGACCUCUAACCCCUGACCUCCCGGCUACCUGACCUACAGACCUUAUACCCAGCUAACACCCCAGGACAAAGUCAUUUAUUUUCCUGAAAAUAUAUCUUGUUUUUUUGU